AUGAAAACUAGGAAUUCUGAUAGACAAAAACAGAGAGAAGACUUGUCUGUCACUUGUUAAGAGGUAUUCACCACAAAAUUCUCAUAAAUAUCUCUUCCUAUAUAUAUAUUAUUUAUACACUAUAAAAUAGAAUGUAUCUAUGAGCGAGUACCCAUUUCCUAGUGCAGCAUAAACACCAAUUAGAAGAAGAGGACCAAUCCAUAAGAAACCUAAACAGGUAUUGAUCAUAGUAAUAUGAAGACAAUGAUUAAUUUGAAAAAACACAAAUCUUAAAGGUAAUUUAUCUGCUAUGAUGACAAAGAUUUAAAUAUUCCUUAAGAAUACUAAUCUAUCCUAUAAAAACAUGUAAAUAUAAGUUUAUAAUAAAUGAAGAAAUCUGAUGAUGAUAGAGAAUCUGAUGAAGAACAAAUUAAAUAUGCCAUUAACUACUUAUAUAAUGACUUAUUAUAAUGUUUGGAAAAAGAAAAAAAAUGA
Paramecium tetraurelia is the source of this 474-nucleotide messenger RNA. RefSeq lists its product as uncharacterized. NCBI's taxonomy places the organism in Eukaryota, Ciliophora, Oligohymenophorea, Peniculida, Parameciidae. The record is from RefSeq and is a predicted model, not a curated record. The transcript has a single exon.